CAAAGCCCCUUCAUAGAAACGUAAAUAUGUUUGUAGCAUUGCUAAGAUAUGAAUCUAACUAAUUAAUUUUUGUAUCUAUAUCUCUUUAAGUAGAUCCCUCAUAUUCUAAUAAAAAAUUGAGAAGAUCUUUGUCAUUCAUAUAUUCUCAAAAUUUCCAUUUUCCUAUAUGUCCUUUCCAUAACAGAAAACAAAAAACAAUCUCGGAGACAGACACGAUCCGGGGUUGAUCAAUCACAAUGUCCGACAUAGUUAACGAUGCUUGGAAGAAAUAUCUAUUGCAGCUUCAGCUUCAUCCUCUAAGAACCAAGGCAAUUACUUCAUCAGUUCUAGCUGGCUUUAGUGAUGCUGUGGCACAGAAAAUUUAUGGAGCUAAGAAGCUUCAACUCAAAAGGAUUCUUCUUUUCAUGCUCUAUGGUUUUGCCUAUACAGGACCCUUUGGACAUUUUCUUCAUAAAUUGAUGGAUUCACUUUUCAAGGGGAAGAAGGGCAAUGAAACUGUUGCUAAGAAGGUGAUUCUUGAACAAAUAACUACUGCUCCAUGGAACAACUUUGUGUUCAUGAUGUAUUAUGGCUUGGUCAUAGAAGGAAGACCUUGGAAUCUAGUAAUGAACAAAGUAAAAAAGGAUUACCCUUCUGUUCAGUUAACCGCGUGGAAGUUUUGGCCUAUCGUUGGUUGGGUGAAUUACCAGUAUAUGCCUCUGCAGUUUCGUGUUUUAUUUCACAGCUUUGUUGCUUCAUGCUGGGGAAUCUUUCUGAAUCUUAAAGCAAGGUCAGGUGCUAUCAAGAAGGCAGAAUAGUCUUCAAUGCUGAUAGGCCGUAAGCGCACGGUUUAUAUCAAUCUAGUAAAAUUAUUGUUUCACCGGGGAUUAGUGCGAUUAUCAAUUCUUUCUUUCUGUUUUGAUUAGAUAAAAAAGGAGUCAAUAGUGGUUUAGUUAUUUUAAAGGUUUAGAAUAUCACAAUUUAAUGCAUCCCAAUAAAAAUCAUAGUUAGUUUUGAUUAUCAAUCUCAUUGAGAAAUAUCACAUUCUUGUUAAUACUGGUGUCAUUCAUGAUAACUUAUAGGCCAUACUGAAGUUAAGACUUUUCUUACUUCUUUUUUGCUACGAGUUUGGAACUUAAUUGGCUCAAUAGUGAAAAUAUGAGUUGUUGGUUUAAUUAAUGUUAUCAAAUUGUCAUGCCCCAUUGUUAAGCAUGAAGAUGAUAUGAUUAGAGAAGUUACUUGUGUACCAAGCUAAAUCACUACAUUGUAACUCUAAGUUAGUUAUACCUAACUCUCAUAAGUUAGUUAUGUGGAGGUUAAGAGUUAGUUGUAAAUGUAACUAACUCAUUAUAUUAUAUAUAGUCAAUAUGAUAGCAUUGUAGAUUUCGUAUUUA
Vicia villosa (hairy vetch) is the source of this 1373-nucleotide messenger RNA. Its product is annotated as peroxisomal membrane protein PMP22-like. The transcript has 7 exons. Lineage: Eukaryota; Viridiplantae; Streptophyta; Magnoliopsida; Fabales; Fabaceae. Gene Ontology annotation, cellular component: membrane; cytoplasm. The coding region runs from base 237 to 797 and encodes 186 amino acids. The record is from RefSeq and is a predicted model, not a curated record.